CAGUAUAAAUACCUUGAGCCCAGUGCCCUUGGAAGCAGCAGCUGUCGCUCAGACAGGCAGACUCCACAACUAAGGAUAUAACAGCGCCGCACCGGGACAGCAACCUCCCAACUCCCCCACUGUUUCUUUGGAGCGUAAACCUUCCCGGUUUAGCUUCACAAGAUGGACCUGAGGGUAACAAGCAUUCUCCUCGUCCUCCUAGCUUUGGCUGAGGCAACUCCUGAGAGGUACUACCAUGUGCCAAAAGUGAGCAAGACUCCAUACCCUGUCAAGAGUCAUGCUGUUGCAGGCCAGACAGGUCCUGCAGGUCCUCCAGGUGAGCCAGGCCCAAUGGGACCACCUGGACCUCCUGGAAAGAGCGGUACAGGACAUACUGGACCACAAGGCCCACCAGGACCUCCCGGACCCCCUGGCUACUCUCAAGCAGGUAAACCUGGUUCCCCAGGUGGCCAUGGAAAACCAGGUAGCCCUGGUCUCCCUGGUGAGAGAGGUGCACCUGGUGCAACUGGACCAAUGGGUCCCAGAGGUGCACCUGGUACACCGGGAACACCUGGACCUGCUGGACUUUCUUCUGUUGGAAAACCCGGCCCACCCGGCAUCCAUGGGGCAAUGGGACCAAGAGGAGAGCCUGGUUUGAAGGGACACCCUGGUAUUCCUGGUCUUCCUGGCAACAAAGGAGAGAGAGGCAUUGGAGUUCCUGGAGUUCAAGGACCAUCAGGUGCAGUUGGACCAAUGGGCCCAUCUGGUAUGCCGGGCAAACCUGGAGUUGGUAAACCUGGUGCCCCUGGCUAUCCUGGAGAACCUGGCAAGGAUGGCAUGCCAGGAAGAGAUGGCACUCCUGGGCAAAUGGGUAUGGUAGGGCCAAAGGGUCACACAGGAGCUCCAGGCACAGGAGCACCAGGGAAACCAGGCCAGAAUGGUACCCCAGGUAUGCCUGGACCUAUGGGGCCUAAAGGUCCACAGGGUCCUGCUGGCCAGCCAGGCUCCCCUGGCAUGCCAGGUGUUGGCAAAACGGGUGAACCUGGAAUACCAGGUAGCAGAGGAGCCCCCGGUACUUCAGGAACCACUGGUCAGAAAGGAGAGCCAGGCCCAACUGGUUUUACUGGUCACCCAGGUGCUCCUGGUCCUAUUGGCCCAGCUGGUCCACAAGGUGCAAGAGGAUUCCAGGGUGAGGCAGGCCCACAAGGACCCAAAGGCGACAUUGGUAUGGUAGGUGCACCAGGCCCAAGGGGAACUAAAGGUGAGCAGGGAGCUCAGGGUUUCACUGGAAAACCAGGUGUCCCUGGAGCAGUAGGUCCUUCAGGAAUUCCAGGUCAUAAUGGUCCUCAAGGUCAAAAGGGUGCACAAGGCCAUGGUGGUGCCCCAGGACUUCCAGGUGCAAAUGGCAUCCCAGGACCAAAAGGACACACAGGCAUCCCAGGAGCACCAGGAAAAAGUGGUGAGAACGGAAGGCCAGGACCCAUGGGACCAGGUGGCCCCCCCGGUCCAUCAGGUCCUCCUGGGCUUAAGGGCCAUCCAGGUCUUCCAGGCCCACCUGGUCCAGCUGGCUUGACAGCUAAGGGAAUUUCUGGUCCUCAGGGUCCACCUGGAAUUCCAGGUGCCAGAGGUCAGGAUGGUCAGCCAGGCCCUUCCGGUCCUCCUGGUCCACCUGGCCCACCAGGAGAGGUGGUUUACCACCACGAAAAGAGCAUGCCAAUCAAGUCCCAUGAGGUUGUGAUGUCUCAUGAGAUGAUGAAGGCCCCCAUGUCUGCCUUCAGUGCUGUGCUGACCAGGGCCUACCCUCCAGCUGCAACCCCCAUUCAGUUCGACCAGGUUCUGUACAAUGGGGAGCACCAUUAUGACGCCCACAGUGGUGUGUUUACCUGCCAGAUCCCAGGCCUCUACUAUUUCAGCUAUCAUGUGCAUGUCAAUGGUGCCAAUGCACUGGUGGCUCUCUACAAAAACGAGGAGCCAGUUGUUUUCACCUAUGAUGAGUACAACAAAGGCUUCCUGGAUCAGAUGUCAGGCAGUACUGUUCUUAUGCUGCAUGCUGGUGACAGAGUCUAUGUCCAGGUCCCUGAUGAGGAGAGUAAUGGUAUAUUUGCAGCAGAUAAUGUUCACUGCUCUUUCUCUGGGUUCUUGAUUGCCUCAACGUGAUUUCACAAAUCCAAAUAAACCUCAAAACCUUACAAAACAUUGAACUACUCAGAGAAAUAGAUCAGUUUACAAAAUUCCAAAUUGAGAUCGUAGAUUAAAGAAAAAUAUGGUUGUAAUUUUUACAAGUUUAACUGCCUCAUUAGAAUCUUUACAACAAUAAAGUCUUCAAUUUGCUAACAAAUGACUCGACUGACAGAGGUAUUAAUUCUGAGUAAAAUGUUUAAAUAUAUAGUUCAAAUUGAUUCCUUUCCCAAGUUCAUCGUGUGUACCUGCAAUUUUAAGAAACAUUAAACAAUAUUGGAAGAUAUCUUAAGUGGUGCUUUACAACUGCCUGUAACAUUUACAUGUCUUUUAUUUGUGUUUGUUUUUAUUAAUGUCUGUUGUUUAAGAAUUUUCCUGUAAUAUACAUACAAAAGACACACAAAACUGUUGUACUAUAUGUUAUUAGACAUCAGCACAUUCUCACAAGCACUGUGACCAGCCAAACAACACAGAAUGAGAAAUUUAAACUGCAUUUUUUUUUUCAAAACAACUAUGUCCCAUUGGAUGUGUUAAAUUAUGUACCACUUACUGACCAAAACACAGAAUAAAAGUUCUAGUUUGAAAAAUAAAAA
This is a messenger RNA of Siniperca chuatsi (mandarin fish), 2750 nucleotides long. RefSeq names its product collagen, type X, alpha 1b (gene col10a1b). Bases 163 to 2136 code for a protein of 657 amino acids. Gene Ontology annotation, molecular function: protein binding. The record is from RefSeq and is a predicted model, not a curated record. The transcript is spliced from 3 exons. Lineage: Eukaryota; Metazoa; Chordata; Actinopteri; Centrarchiformes; Sinipercidae.